This is a messenger RNA of Wyeomyia smithii (pitcher-plant mosquito), 1011 nucleotides long. RefSeq lists its product as uncharacterized. The record is from RefSeq and is a predicted model, not a curated record. NCBI's taxonomy places the organism in Eukaryota, Metazoa, Arthropoda, Insecta, Diptera, Culicidae. Bases 85 to 1011 code for a protein of 308 amino acids. The transcript has 6 exons.
ACAGGGGAUGAAGAAAUUUUUGAUCUAGAAACAUUCAUCGAGUUGAACGAACGUGACUACUGCCGACUAAAAUUAACGACCAAAAUGAUCAAAAUAAUAGAAAAAAUCCAAUCACAAUUUAUAGAACAGUUACCUCAGCCUUCAACGGAUGAAGAAUGGAUCCAGGAGCAGGAGAUGGAUGUUGUAGAAACUCAAAAUAUGUGGGACACAGAACAACCGUAUCGAGGAAUUUCCUUGGAAGAGAUUAUUGAGAUUGAUCGAGUUUUUGAACGUACCGCUGAUGGCGUAGCAAUCAUGGAGGUGCUAAGAGAGAAUAAGAGACUCGAUGGUAGCUUCAUUAGGCGAAUUGGCACACUGUUAUGUGACUGUUUACAAGCGCUUUAUGGAUGCCGACCGAAUAACUUUCAUAAGAACCAAAUAGCUGUUUCUCUCGUCCAAUCAUAUCCAGCGCUUGCAGCGACUUCAGAGGUUCCACAGGGAUUGUGGUUUCAUGCUCACGCUAGAGGACUGAAUCGACAUGCGGGACGCCUUUAUUAUCGCAUGGAGUACUUGGCGCGUAAAUCAGAAGACCGUGUGUUCAAACGUCGCCGCCUGAAUGAGUUGCCAUCCUGCGGGAAUAUUUCUAUUACACCUUCAUCAGUGGAGUUCAACGAAAUUGAGCUUGAGGAGUUGAUACUUGAACUAAAAUACAUAGUCCCCAACCAGCGAACAAGAGCACGUAUUUUUGAAUUAUGGGAGAUCACUUUCGUUAGCAGACAUGGCAAUGGCACUGACUCAUCGUUUUCCAAGAUGUUUGCUACGUUUCCUGUACUGUCAGCAUAUAAAGGUGAAUUGAUUGGCCCGCAGCUACAGGAGAACUGCGCAGCACACGGUUCGGCCAGUGAACCUGGAAAGGUUCCGCGCCUAACCCGUAAAGGAGCAUCGACAACCUCGGUCAGCCGCGGUCAGGCCGGUUACGCCAAGGAGGGAAGACGCCUGCAAGAUUCGAUUCGAGCUCAACGUCUGAGUUAA